Messenger RNA from Caenorhabditis sp. 36 PRJEB53466, 1219 nucleotides. The record is from the annotation of a GenBank genome assembly. Lineage: Eukaryota; Metazoa; Nematoda; Chromadorea; Rhabditida; Rhabditidae.
AUGCUGCUGACUAAGCUUGGUGUUGCACUUUCCCUUGUUGGAGUGAUUUACACAAUCAAAUGCUAUAGUGGUGAGUCAAUUGUUCAGGAGAUUAAAAGUUAAAUUCACAGAAUCCAUCAACCCUAGUAACAUGUCUCUCAAAUGAUGAUGAAUAACUCUGCCAUACCCAAACAGACAUCACUUUCCAUAAAAAAAUGCUGGUAAUGAAUGGCGUCUCGGAACAAAUUCAUUGCAGGAAUGCAAGGAUCCGUAAAUGGUGACACUAUCGGAGAAAUCGAAUUACUGGAUUGUAACGGCACCGACUAUUGUGUCAAGUAAGUUCAAUACCCGAACCUUCAUCAUUUGUUUGACAGUACAUUAGUGAAGCGACGGAAGUUCUUUCAAUUUGCAAUAAAGAUGAACACAAUCUCCUUCCAGAUUAUUUCCAAAAACAUGGCGAUUAGUGUUGUUUGCUCUCCGAGUAGUUAGUCCGUCUUAUUAGAGCUUAGGCGUAACGGAACGGCCCGACCUGCCAGCCCGUUUGCCUACCGUAUUAUCAGCCUGUACAAGUGUGCGGACCUCUGGUGUGUGGUCAUUAGCAAAUAAGAAUGUAUUGGACGAGGUGUUUUGUGUACUUUGCCGUGAAAGACACUGCGGUAAAGACAAGUUGCUUGGGGUGCCUUGAGGGAAGAGAAAUAAAGGAAAAUAUCUUACGUGGCAAACAUUUUACAAUCCCUGAGAAAUUGACAAUCUUUUUAACCUUGUUCUUCUGGAAAACCGGAAAGUUCACAGUUAAAAAAGUUGGUUUCCCUGGAUUUACUCCAAAAUAAACCCGCUUCAGCUUUCAUUUCUCAAGUCCCGUUUUCCCGUUUUCUCUGCAAAUCUCACCUGUUCGUACGCCUACACAACUGACUACAUUAAACACAAUUUUCCAGACUCCCUUCCGCCGGCAAUGUUGGUCGGAAACACUAUGAGGGGGCUCAAUACAGCUGUGACUUUGGAGAAUGUCGGGUGAGAUUUUCCCUUCUCUUUUUUUUCACAUGCACCUGCUGAUCACACACUAACAUUGUGAAGGGAAAAAACGUCAAUUUUGUUACAGAAAGAAGGGUGCUCGAAACGAGAAAACGGAGAGACGAUCUGCUGCUGUACGACUGAUGAGUGCAAUGGAGGACAUCACGCACAAACGGAAAUGUUCAUUGUCAUUUCACUAAUCUCCAUGCUGGUCUUCAUUUUGAACUAA